AUGCUUUAUCAGCUGCAGGCCCUGACGAACCCGCGCCUGCACAACGAGACCGGCCGACUCGAGCUGAUUCCCCGCGACGAGAUCCCGUUCGGCAUUCCCGGCUGCUCCUAUGCCACCGCUCCGUUCACCCAUGUGAAUCCCUCAGGCUCGCGUUUCAGCGAUGGCAGCUACGGCGUGCUCUACCUGGCCGACAGCAUGGAAACGGCCCUGGCCGAAGUGCGCCAUCACCAGGAGCUGUACUGGUCCGGCGUUGUGGGUCUGAACUUCGAGCGUUUCGUCUUUCGCGGAUUGUCGUGCCAGUUCGACGAGGCAGGCCUGCUGGAUGCCACGACCGUCGCGCUGACCGACCCGAUCUACGAUCCGAACGACUAUUCCGCGGCGCGCCAGUUCGGUCGUCAGCUCCGGCAGGACGGCUUUGCAGGUCUGCGCUACCGCUCGGUGCGCAAGCCUGGCCAGCAUUGCUGGGCGCUCAUGACGCCGCGCAAUGUGCUCUCCAUUGUUCAGACCGCCCACUACGAGAUGAUCUGGAACGCCGGCAUUACCAGUGUCAGCGCCAUCGGCGAGGUUUCGCCGUAG
Messenger RNA from Entamoeba invadens IP1, 576 nucleotides. RefSeq lists its product as hypothetical. Lineage: Eukaryota; Evosea; Mastigamoebida; Endamoebidae. The record is from RefSeq and is a predicted model, not a curated record. The transcript has a single exon. Bases 1 to 576 code for a protein of 191 amino acids.